AUGUCGGUUCACGAGUUUCUGGAGGUGUUAAAUCGGUCAAUUCGGCAAAAAGAUGCCAAUGCAUUUUCACAUUGUUUUGUAUUUUCAAAUUCUAGCGCGUUUUACGCAGAAUUAUCCUCAAAACUCCCACAGGACCCUAAAGGCAAAAGUAAACUCAAGGGUGAAAUACAAAAAAGUUUUGGAAAAAUACGAGGCUGGAAGGAGUCUGUGGUUUCGUAUCUGGAGUUUGUACAGAAAGCUGUUUCGGGAGACCCUAUAUCUUGUUGGUCUUCUCUACAAACUGUUUAUGUGAAUUUGACAACUUGCUUUGCACACCUUGAUGGAGCAUGGCUAGCAUCUAUCAUCAGAUCAGUUUCAACUUUUUAUGUGAAUUUGUCGAUUCAUUUAGAUAGAGAAUUUCCUCAAAACUCUGGUGCUUUGGAUACGAACGGAUUCCUUGAACGCAACUUUAUAAGUGAGGCAUCGCGAAACGUUCAACGAGCUUUCAAUGUUAUUUUGAGUGACCGACAACCCAGCAGUAGCCCUUCAAAAAAGGAUGCUGUUUUUACGAUUUCAAAUCUUUUGUAUAAGUUGUAUUUCCGUCUAAAGCAGAUACGGCUUUGUCAGACAAUCCAGGCCAAUGUUCUGUCUUCCGGCGUGUCCAUAAACCAAGCUACCAGUGCAGAAAUUGUUACUUUCCGUUACUAUCUAGGUCGUUGUCAUCUUUUCCAGCAUAAAAUUCAUCAAGCGGAAACGCAUUUAAGGAGCGCUUUUCUCAAUUGCCCAGAUGAGUAUUACAAACAAAAGAGACUAAUUUUAAUUUAUUUAACGACGUGUGGUCUCAUCCUUGGCAAAUUAACCAAGUCUUAUCAUUUAGAGAAAUACGGUUUAAUACCGAUAUUUCAACCAUUAAUCCAGAAUUUGAAGAAAGGUGAUCUUCGUUCCUUUCAACUUUCUUUGGAAGAUGUCUCCAGGCGAAAUUGGUUUAUAAAGCAUGGCAUAUAUUUGACCUUACAUGAUCGCUGUGAAAUUGUGAUCUGGAGAAACUUGUUUCGUAAAGUCUUCUUUAUGACAUUUCGAAAUGCCCAAAAAACCCCCCAUGUGAAUGGUCAGUUUUUAUUAACAGCGGCGCUUGUUAGUACGCAAGAUGAAACGUUUGAUAUUGAUGAUGUGGAAUGUAUAUGUAUAUCUUUAAUUGAUCAAGGAUACAUCAAAGGUUAUAUGAUUCAUUCAUCAGCUACGCUUGUUUUGAAGAAAGAUGCAGCUUUCGGAUUUGCUCCUAUAGAAAGUGUUAUGCCGAUUGUCGGAAAAGAUAGAAAUGAAGAGGAGUUUUUCCAGAAAUAA
Molecule: messenger RNA, 1323 nt
Organism: Schizosaccharomyces osmophilus
Lineage: Eukaryota; Fungi; Ascomycota; Schizosaccharomycetes; Schizosaccharomycetales; Schizosaccharomycetaceae
Gene: pci2
Product: TREX/TREX2 complex subunit Pci2
Exons: 5
Coding region: 1-1323 (440 amino acids)
Biological process (GO): transcription elongation by RNA polymerase II; poly(A)+ mRNA export from nucleus; post-transcriptional tethering of RNA polymerase II gene DNA at nuclear periphery
Cellular component (GO): transcription export complex 2
Molecular function (GO): double-stranded DNA binding; RNA binding
Source: RefSeq, a predicted model, not a curated record